This is a messenger RNA of Ambispora leptoticha, 321 nucleotides long. The record is from the annotation of a GenBank genome assembly. NCBI's taxonomy places the organism in Eukaryota, Fungi, Glomeromycota, Glomeromycetes, Archaeosporales, Ambisporaceae.
AUGGAUUUUUUUAUUCUAGCUAUGCAAGCGAAGAAACAAGAAAGCUCCACAUCCGCCGCCAAGAAAACCAUUGGAAACUCUCUCUCAAUGUGGGAAGUGGAAAGUUCUGAUGAUGACGUCGAAAUGACUGAUUCUGCGCCUGAAGAUGACAAAGAUGUUGAAAUGACCGACUCUGCAUCGGACGACGAUGACGAAAUGGCCGACUCUGCACCGGUUGAUGAUAUCAAACCAGAGAAAAGUUCGAAUGACUCGAUUAUCAAAACCAACAGCAGGAAUGCUUCCAAAAAUAGUAACAAUACACGCGCAGGAACCAAUUUGUGA